AUGAAGGACUCUUCCCUCGUUAUCGCCUUCGGCGCCGUCCUUCUCGUCACCUAUCUUAUUGACAAACUGCUCCGGGCGAAGAAGAAUAAUGCCGGACUCCUUCCCCUUCCGCCUGGGCCCAAGGGCCUUCCCUUCGUGGGAAACCUGUGGGAUAUGCCCACGCCGGAGGGUCUUGCCGCUCACCAUUGGGCCAAACAUAGGGAUUUGUACGGCCCCAUCAGCGCCGUCAGAGUGCUAGGCAACACACUGAUCAUCCUCAACGACGCUCAAGUCGUUUUUGACCUCUUCGAGAAGCAGUCUCUCAAGUUCUCGUCGCGGCCAAAGCAAUACUUUUCCUACGAGCUGGUCGGCUGGAAGGAUGGAACAGGUGCUCAGCAGUACAACGACACGCUGCGCUAUCACCGGAGAAGCUUUGCCCGCAUCAUCGGUACACACGCGACCGCGAGUCAAUACAACAAGCUGCAAGAGGCCGAAGUGGGCCAUUUCCUCCUCCGCGUCCUGGACGAUCCUCAGGGCUUCAGAGAAUACAUCCAGAAACAGGCGGGUUCCGUCGUUGUGCAGAUUAUUUAUGGCUAUAACGCCGAGCAAUAUAAGAAGGAUCCCCUUCUCGCCAUGAUGGCCCAGGUGAUGGACGACUUUGCCAAGUCCGCUACUCCUGGGGCCUUUCUGGUGGAUAUCUUUCCAGCCUUACGUUUUGUACCGAGUUGGUUCCCCGCGACGGGCUGGAAGAAAAUCGCCAAGCGAAUGGCCUUGGACUUGAGCGAGGCUGUCGAAAAGCCCUAUGCCUUCGUCGAGAACCAAAGGGCUGAGGGCCAGAACAGGUUGUCGUACCUUUCGAAGCUGCUAGAAACGAACGGAGAUACACCCGAAGACAGACAUCGCAACAAAUGGUCCGCGGCAUCCCUGUACGGUGGCGGGUCGGACACGACUGUAGCGGCUAUUGCAGCGUUCUUUCUCGUCAUGACUGUGUUCCCCGAGGUGCAGCAGAAAGCACAGGCUGAGAUCGAUCGCGUGGUGGGGGCUGAACGGUUGCCGACGCUCGACGAUCGUGAGCGUCUGCCGUACGUAGAUGCUCUUGUGAAGGAGAUUCUCCGAUGGCACCCCAUCGCGCCGAUGGGAGUCCCUCACUCGAACUCGGAAGACACCACCUACCGAGGUUAUCGCAUCCCCAAAGAUGCAAUCUUACUACCAAACAUCUGGUGGCUCACGCACGACCCGGCCGUCUAUAAAGAUCCCACGGAUUUCAGGCCCGAGCGGCAUAUGGAAGGUCAAGGCAGGGAACCAGAGUUUGAUCCUCGUAAGCUCGCGUUCGGCUUCGGCCGCCGGAUUUGCCCCGGUAAAAUCCUCGCCGAAAACUCGCUUUUUCUCAACAUCGCGCAGUCGCUGGCAGUGUUCGACAUUGCCAAGAAGGUCGUCGAUGGCAAGGUUGUCGAGCCCAAGGUGGAUUUCGAAGAUGGCUUGAUCAGUCAUCCAAUGGAAUUCGAGACAUCAAUCAAGCCCAGGUCAGCCCGGCACGAGGAGUUGAUUCGGACGAUUGAGCAGAGAUUCCCGUGGAAAGAAUCAGAUGCCGAAGUUCUAGAGAGGAUGAAGGGCUAG
This is a messenger RNA of Colletotrichum destructivum, 1596 nucleotides long. Its product is annotated as Putative cytochrome P450. The record is from RefSeq and is a predicted model, not a curated record. Lineage: Eukaryota; Fungi; Ascomycota; Sordariomycetes; Glomerellales; Glomerellaceae. Gene Ontology annotation, molecular function: heme binding; monooxygenase activity; iron ion binding. The coding region runs from base 1 to 1596 and encodes 531 amino acids. The transcript has 7 exons.